Molecule: messenger RNA, 2410 nt
Organism: Euleptes europaea (tarantolino)
Lineage: Eukaryota; Metazoa; Chordata; Lepidosauria; Squamata; Sphaerodactylidae
Gene: SPARCL1
Product: SPARC like 1
Exons: 12
Coding region: 62-2362 (766 amino acids)
Biological process (GO): anatomical structure development
Molecular function (GO): extracellular matrix binding; protein binding; calcium ion binding
Source: RefSeq, a predicted model, not a curated record
UAAGCCGUGUUGCUCAGGCAUACAUUCCGGACUCAGACAAAUAAAUCCAGGCCCAGUCAGAAUGAAGACUGUGAUCUUCCUCCUGUAUUUCACGGGGUCAGCAGUUGCCAUCCCGUCCUAUUCUUUAAUGUACAAGCUUGGAAUCCGAGGACUCAAAAAUGCAGAAAAGUCAGGUUUCAGGUUCCUACAAGACCAUUCCCAGCCGACGGCUGUUCCCCGGCUACGACAUACCGAAAAGACAUGGACAGAGAAGCAGAACAAGACUUCCAAACUGUGGGAUGGCAUACAGCUUCCAAAAAUAGCUGGCAACUUUUCAGGAGGCCAGCUGGAGCCCAACUAUAGCCAACUACAGGAACACAAUACUUCCUUGGGAGAUCUCAAGACAGAAAAUGCUGACUUUGAAGAGCACAGAGACCAUCGAGAGGAGCCGGUUAAUGCAUUGGGGGACGACGAGCUCCAAGAAGCACUUGAAGAAGCCAAUUCUGUUACCAGUUCAAAAAUAAACAGCAGGGAUCGCUCGAGAAACAGAAGUCAGGAAAGCGGUAACAUUUUGAUUCAGCCCAGUGGUUCAGCUGUGGCAUCCAGCAGCAUGGAGACAGAUGCUGGAGGGGACGCAAGCCCACACCGCUCCAAUCGUGGGCACUAUCCGGUUAAGCGAAGAGACAUCAUUGGCUAUUACCAAGACAGCCAGGAUGAUCCAGACAUGGAAUUGCAUAAGGGAUGGGAGGAAGACGGGUGGAAGUACAACAAAAAUGCCGUUGAGAUGUUUGCAAGAAGUAAAAUGAUGGAACAGAUUGUGAUGGAGGAGGAAGCAGAAGAAGAGGAGGAGGAAGAAGAAGAGAGGGAAGAGGCAGAAGUAUGGGACGGGAGUAACUACCGAGACAGAAGACAAACAGCCCAGUUUAACAUUCCAGAAGAUCUCCGCAGCAGCGACCGCAAGGAGAACAAAUAUGGGGACACCCCAAGGCACUCCAAUCAGCCCCUCCACCUAACCACAAGGCAGGAUAAGGAUGAUGAACAAAUCGAAGAGAAUGACAAAAGCGCUCCAGCAGAACUUCCAGCAGAAAGAGAGCAGUUGAAUAAUUCAAGAACAUUGAAUGGAAAUAAUCCAGAUGCUGAAUGGCUGAGAAAGGGUAGCAAAGGUAGCUUCCAAAACAGGAACCAGAAUUCUAGUGAUCACAAGGAACAGGUGAGAAGGGAAAGCCCACAAGAAGCUACUCAUUUGAUGGCCGUUGAAGGUGGUAGCCAAAUUCACACACAGGAUGAGUCAAAAAAUCGUUUUCAGAUGGGCGGCAGCGAGGAACACGAUGACUCCUACAGACGUCGGCAGGAAGCGAUCUACCAAGAGGGUGAAAGAAUACAAAGUAAUGGACAAGGAAGUAUAAACCAGGAGGAGCAACAAGGAGAAGAGAUUAAAAGAGGUGGAAAUGUUGCCCCGAGUGGGACUGUGGACCCAAAAGUCAACAUUGAAGCACUGAUCCACAUUGAGCCCAAUUCUAAUGAUGGUGAGCUGGAUGGUUCUGACUACAAAGAGCCCAACAGAUCAACAAGCCUUAAGCCCAACAUUGAGAAGAUGGCUGAACUGGAAAACAGUAUAAAAACUACAGACAAGCCCUACAGUGAUUGGAAUUCAUAUGAAGGAAGUACAAAGGACCCCGUUCCAGAUCCUUGUAGAGAUUUCUAUUGUAAGACUGGGAAGGUCUGCCAGGCAGAUGAAGAAGGAAAACUCAGCUGUGUUUGCCAAGAUCCUGAGACCUGUCCUUCCACAAAUAGUUAUGUUUGUGGUACGGAUAAUAAGACGUAUGAGGACACGUGUCAGCUGUUCGGCACAAAGUGUAAACUCGAAGGGACCAAAGUGGGACACCAGCUGCACCUGGAUUACAUGGGAGCCUGCAAAUACAUUCCUCCUUGUACUGAUUAUGAAGUGGAACAGUUUCCUGUCCGGAUGAGAGACUGGCUGAAGAAUGUCCUCAUGCAGUUCUACAAACAGGACCUGGACAAAGGUGGAUUUCUCACAGACAAGCAGAGGAAGAAAGUGAAAAAAAUUUACUUAGAUGAAAAGCGGCUGCCGGCCGGUGAUCAUCCCACUGAAAUUCUGCUACGUGACUUUGAGAAAAACUACCGCACGUACACAUAUCCCAUUCACUGGCACUUUAACCGGCUGGACCAGCAUCCCACUGACAGAAAGCUAACACACUCCGAGCUUGCUCCUUUGCGUGCCUCUCUUGUUCCCAUGGAGCACUGCGUAACUCGCUUCUUCCAAGGGUGCGACAAUGACAAAGACAAGCAUAUCUCUUUGCAGGAGUGGUGCCAUUGCUUUGGAAUUAAAGAAGAAGACACAGAUGAGAAUCUUCUGUUCUGAAUGAGCUGAAUGACAGAGCAGCACCCAGCAGCAGCAUCCGCGAAGGCA